Messenger RNA from Tympanuchus pallidicinctus (lesser prairie-chicken), 2171 nucleotides. It is a transcript of the gene CDK10, whose product is annotated as cyclin dependent kinase 10. Lineage: Eukaryota; Metazoa; Chordata; Aves; Galliformes; Phasianidae. Bases 28 to 1155 code for a protein of 375 amino acids. Gene Ontology annotation, cellular component: nucleus. The transcript has 13 exons. Gene Ontology annotation, biological process: protein phosphorylation; regulation of mitotic cell cycle. The record is from RefSeq and is a predicted model, not a curated record. Gene Ontology annotation, molecular function: cyclin-dependent protein serine/threonine kinase activity; ATP binding.
UACAGUGGGCGGGAAAUUGGUGUGCGCAUGCGUGUCACAACUAUGGCGGACGGAGACCGCGCUGAGGGAGCUCCGGCCGAGAGCGAGGUGGAACCGCUGCGGUUCCAGCGGCUGUGGGGAGAGGGCUACUUCGAGGUGCCGGCGUCCGAGCGGCUGGGGAAAUGCCGGAGCGUGAAGGAGUUUGAGAAGCUGAAUCGGAUCGGAGAAGGCACCUAUGGCAUAGUGUACCGUGCCCGGGACACUGUGACAGAUGAGACUGUGGCACUGAAGAAGGUGCGGAUGGACAAUGAGAAGGAAGGAAUGCCCAUCAGCAGCCUGCGGGAAAUCACCCUGCUCCUGGAGCUCCAGCAUCCCAACAUCGUGGAGCUGAAGGAGGUGGUUGUGGGGAACCAUCUGGAGAGUAUUUUCCUGGUGAUGGGCUACUGUGAGCAGGACCUCGCCAGCCUUCUCGAGAACAUGCAGACACCUUUUUCAGAGGCUCAGGUGAAAUGCAUCAUCUUGCAAGUCCUCAAGGGUCUGCAGUACCUUCAUGAGAGGUACAUCAUCCACAGGGAUCUGAAGGUGUCCAACCUGCUCAUGACUGACAAAGGCUGUGUGAAGAUAGCGGAUUUUGGUCUGGCACGUACAUAUGGGAUGCCACCACAACCCAUGACCCCCAAAGUCGUCACGCUGUGGUACCGAGCACCCGAGCUGCUGCUAGGAGCGACAACACAGACCACCAGCAUUGACAUGUGGGCUGUGGGCUGCAUCCUUGCUGAGCUGUUGGCUCACAAGCCACUGUUGCCAGGCACCUCUGAGAUCCACCAAAUAGACCUCAUCGUGCAGCUCCUGGGGACACCCAAUGAAAACAUCUGGCCGGGCUUCUCCAAGUUGCCCCUGGUGAGUCAGUACACGCUGCGGAAACAGCCUUACAACAACCUCAAGCACAAGUUCCCCUGGCUCUCAGAGGCCGGGCUGCGUCUGCUCAACUUCCUCUUCAUGUACGAUCCCAAGAAGCGGGCAACGGCAAAAGACAGCCUGGAUAGUUCAUACUUCAAGGAAAAGCCCCUGCCCUGUGAGCCAGAGCUCAUGCCCACCUUCCCCCACCAUCGCAACAAGCGGGCAGCCAGCGCCAGCACAGGGACUGAGAGCCAGGCAAAGCGUGCCAAGCCCUGAGCCCCGUCCAGGAGGAGGAGGUGCAGGGAACUCAAGCAGGGAUCGCCGUUGCCAGGGCUGGGCACUCGCUCCUGCCCCGCUGCUGCCCAGGCACUCAGCUCUCCUCGGCGAUGCAGUGCUGGGUGCUGUCACCUCAUGGGAUGGCUCCUGGCCACGUUGCCCCAGUCCCUCAGCAGUUGCAUUUAGGGGUACUGCCUUGGUUACCAAUGCCCAUGCUCAGCCCCGUGCAGAGCUUCUCAUGCUGGGAACAUCCACAGCCUUCCAGCCCAGCAGAGCCCAAGCAUUGUAUAGUGCUGGCUUCCUUCUGCCCUGGAGUGAGGGGGCAACAGCCUGGAGCUGCGAGCACAGCACGGGGUGGGUUUCAGCCUCCUCCCCUGGGGGUGGGAUGGAGGCAGGGACUGAAAGGGGGGGAGAUGGGGGUUUGGUACAGAGAUGCUGGACGUCUGGCAGGACCAGCUCUGGCCUGUACUGGCUGCGUGGUGCAACCCUGACUCGCUGUCAAUAAAAACAGUUGCAAAGGGCAGUGGUGGUGAAAAAUUCCCUCGGCCAUAGAAUCACAGAACAGCUUGGAAGGGACCUCAAGUUCCAACCCCCCGCCACAGGAAGGGCCACCAACCUCUACAGCUGUUACCAGACCAGGCUGCCCAGGACCCCAUCCAAUGUGGUGAUGAACAGUGCCAGGGAUGGGGCAUCCACAGCCUCUCUGGGCAGCUGUUCCAACACCUCACCACUAUGUAAAGAUCUUCCCUGACAUCCAACCUAAACCUUCCUUCCUUGACCUUGAAACCAUUCCCCCUUGUCCUGUCAUUGUCUACCUGGAUAAAAAGUCAAUUCCCUUCCUUUUUAUAAUCCCCUUUUAAAUAUUGGAAGGCUGCAAUGAGGUCUCCUCACCUCCUGCCCUUCACCAGGCUGAAGCCCAGCUCCCUCAGCCUGUCUUUGUAGGGGAGGUGGCCCAGGCCUCUGUUCAUCUUAGUGGCCUUCCUCUGGACCCUUUUCAACAGCUCCACAUCUUUCCU